AUGUUCGGGAGUCUUUCCCUGGAUCUACUCCUACACAUCUUCAACUUCAUGGAUUUGGGGAGCAUCGUUGCCCUAAGAAAGGUUGUAUGGUCUCGUAAUUCCAAACCUCGGUAUCUAAUUGACAAAUGGUUGUCAGACCUCCAAACUGUUCUGCUGUGUUACGUCCCAACGCAUUAUUUGGAUUUGGAACGGGCUGUCUUUGCGCCGACGAGAUGGCUAGACCAUGUCAUGCGCAACAACAUGAAAGCCAGAGGAUGCUGCGCGCGAACUAUUACUCCGUCUGAGAAUCCCUACUUCCAGGGUGUUUAUCUCGUUCCUGGUGGCCGAUUCCUUAUCACCUUUUCCGAAGCCGACCUGUGUGUUUGGGACCUUGGCUAUUCUUCCAGCACCAUAUUGAAGAACACUCCGAUAGCCUCCGCGUCUCAUAUUUUCAACGAUAUCUUUGCUGUAGUCCCCACAGCAGAUGGGUUGGGCUUGCGGAUUUUUGCCAAUACAAUUUGUGAAACCAAUGGUUGGACGGAUGAAGAGAGCAUACGAGAUGAAUUUUGGAUCUUUGAAAUUUUCCCUCUGUCAGAAAAGCCCAAGCUAUCCAAAAUAGCUAGUCUCUUAGUCGAGGAUUACUCCGACGUGUCCCUCUUUGUGCUCCGUGGGGACUUACUGAUCUACCACGGUGCAAACUAUGUCAAAGUAUGGAACUUUGUCACAGGUACGGGCGUAACAUUUAAUGUAGGAGAUGAAUCGUAUGAGCAGCUUUCCGCGACUGACGAGUUCGUCGUAUUAAUCCAAUUCGCCGUGGUUUCCGUUUGGAAUAUACCCCCACUCGUCCCCGGCGGACACAUUGAAGAACCGGGAGCAGAUCACGUAAAACCCGACCUUGAACUUCCAGUGGAAUGCGACAUGGAUAUUGAUUCUCUGGAAGGUGACGAAGAGCUGCAAUUUGAAAUGCCAAGUGAAUGGUACACCCAUCAUCCGAUUACUUACGAUGUAAUCCACCAGUCGAGCGAGUCACGUACGAUAUGGCGAUAUGAGGUCAUCCUUCCAGAGGGGCGCGUCAAACUCCGACAUAAGUUCAUCCUCCCGAAGGAGGGGUCUGCGGCGAUGAUUGUCGAACCGUACCGAUUUUGCGACGGGACUCUCGUUAUGUCUUGGAGCAAUUGCCAGUCUUUGAUGGCCAGCUGCACUCCCCGUGGGCCACAAGAAAAAGAUGAUUUUCGGAAGCCGGAGGACGUCACUCUCCUUUGCGAUGAAGCAGGGCUUGAACGCGUCGAGUUUACACUUUGCCCGGUUGCAGGGAGACUCUGUCAUAUAUCUUGCACGCAAGGUUCCAUUGUUAUUUUUGAUUAUUUAGCUUCUCCGGCUUCAUAACACGUAUCAGCAUCUUCAACGA
Messenger RNA from Laccaria bicolor S238N-H82, 1387 nucleotides. RefSeq lists its product as uncharacterized. The transcript is spliced from 4 exons. The coding region runs from base 1 to 1365 and encodes 454 amino acids. The record is from RefSeq and is a predicted model, not a curated record. Lineage: Eukaryota; Fungi; Basidiomycota; Agaricomycetes; Agaricales; Hydnangiaceae.